Molecule: messenger RNA, 5280 nt
Organism: Enhydra lutris kenyoni (northern sea otter)
Lineage: Eukaryota; Metazoa; Chordata; Mammalia; Carnivora; Mustelidae
Product: nuclear receptor coactivator 2
Exons: 23
Coding region: 392-4786 (1464 amino acids)
Biological process (GO): cellular response to hormone stimulus; positive regulation of transcription by RNA polymerase II
Cellular component (GO): nucleus
Molecular function (GO): nuclear receptor binding; protein dimerization activity
Source: RefSeq, a predicted model, not a curated record
GCAAGUUUCCGCCCCGUCCUUUCCCCAGUGACAGGACUUGGCGGCGGCCACGGCCAGGGAGGCGGAGGGAGGGACGGCCUGGCUCCCGAGCCCCCUCCCCUGCUCGCUAGCUCGCGCGGUCUGUGUCUCUCUCCGCAAGUGCGGAGACGCGGAGGAGGAGGAGGAGGGAGUUGGGGGAGGAUCUCCAUUGAAAUAAACAACCAGGCAGCAGUUAUUAACACGGGAACAUGGCGGCCGCAGCCUCAGCCACAGCUUCGGCGGCGAAGGUCAGCGCCGACGGCAGCCGGCACCUGACGGCGUGACCGACCCGAGCCGAUUUCUCUUGGAUUUGGCUACAAAAUUAUAGAUCUUCUGCACUGUGUACAGGCACAGUUGCUGAUAUGUGUUCAAGAUGAGUGGGAUUGGAGAAAACACCUCUGACCCAUCCAGGGCAGAGACAAGAAAGCGCAAGGAAUGUCCUGACCAGCUCGGACCCAGUCCCAAGAGGAGCACUGAGAAACGUAAUCGUGAACAGGAAAAUAAAUACAUCGAAGAACUUGCAGAGCUGAUUUUUGCAAAUUUUAAUGAUAUAGACAACUUUAACUUCAAACCUGACAAAUGUGCAAUCUUAAAAGAAACUGUGAAGCAAAUUCGUCAGAUCAAAGAACAAGAAAAAGCAGCGGCCGCCAACGUGGAUGAAGUGCAGAAGUCAGACGUGUCAUCAACCGGGCAGGGCGUCAUCGACAAGGACGCGCUGGGGCCUAUGAUGCUUGAGGCCCUUGAUGGGUUCUUCUUUGUAGUGAACCUGGAAGGCAACGUUGUAUUUGUUUCAGAGAACGUGACACAAUACCUAAGGUAUAACCAAGAAGAGCUGAUGAACAAAAGUGUAUAUAGCAUCCUGCAUGUUGGGGACCACACUGAAUUUGUCAAAAACCUGCUGCCAAAGUCUAUAGUGAAUGGGGGAUCCUGGUCUGGCGAACUUCCUAGGCGGAACAGCCAUACCUUCAAUUGUCGGAUGCUGGUAAAACCUCUACCAGAUUCGGAAGAAGAAGGUCACGAUAACCAGGAAGCACACCAGAAAUACGAAACUAUGCAGUGCUUUGCUGUCUCUCAACCAAAGUCCAUCAAAGAAGAAGGAGAAGAUUUGCAGUCCUGCUUGAUUUGUGUGGCAAGAAGAGUUCCUAUGAAGGAGAGACCAGUUCUUCCCUCAUCAGAAAGUUUUACUACUCGCCAAGAUCUCCAAGGCAAGAUCACUUCACUGGACACAAGCACCAUGAGGGCAGCCAUGAAACCAGGCUGGGAGGACCUGGUGAGAAGGUGCAUUCAGAAGUUCCACGCGCAGCAUGAAGGGGAGGCUGUGUCCUAUGCUAAGAGGCAUCAUCAUGAAGUGCUGAGACAAGGAUUGGCGUUCAGUCAAAUCUACCGUUUUUCCUUGUCCGAUGGCACUCUUGUUGCUGCACAGACGAAGAGCAAACUCAUCCGUUCUCAGACUACUAAUGAACCUCAGCUUGUAAUAUCAUUACAUAUGCUUCACAGAGAGCAAAAUGUGUGUGUAAUGAAUCCGGAUCUGACUGGACAAGCGAUGGGGAAGCCAUUGAAUCCACUUAGCUCUAGCAGCCCUGCCCAUCAGGCCAUGUGCAGUGGGAACCCAGGUCAGGACAUGACCCUCGGUAGCAAUAUAAAUUUUCCCAUCAAUGGCCCAAAGGAACAAAUGGGCAUGCCCAUGGGCAGGUUUGGCGGUUCCGGGGGAAUGAACCAUGUGUCAAGCAUGCAAGCAACCACUCCUCAGGGUAGUAACUAUGCACUCAAAAUGAACAGUCCCUCACAGAGCAGCCCUGGCAUGAAUCCAGGACAGCCCAACUCCAUGCUUUCGCCACGGCAUCGCAUGAGCCCCGGAGUGGCUGGCAGCCCUCGAAUCCCACCCAGUCAGUUUUCCCCUGCAGGAAGCUUGCAUUCCCCUGUGGGAGUUUGCAGCAGCACAGGAAAUAGCCAUAGCUACACCAACAGCUCCCUCAACGCACUUCAGGCCCUCAGCGAGGGGCAUGGGGUCUCACUGGGGUCGUCGCUGGCUUCACCAGACCUAAAAAUGGGCAAUUUGCAAAACUCCCCCGUUAAUAUGAAUCCUCCCCCACUCAGCAAGAUGGGAAGCUUAGACUCCAAAGACUGUUUUGGACUUUAUGGGGAGCCCUCUGAAGGUACACCUGGUCAAGCAGAGAGCAGCUGCCAUCCGGGAGAGCAGAAGGAGACCAGCGAUUCCAGCAUGCCCCAGGCCGUGAGCAGUGAGAGAGCCGAUGGACAGAAUCGGCUGCAUGACAGCAAGGGACAGACCAAACUCCUCCAGCUGCUGACCACCAAAUCUGACCAGAUGGAGCCUUCGCCCUUAUCCAGCUCCCUGUCGGACACAAACAAGGACUCCACGGCGAGCCUGCCUGGCUCUGGCUCGACACACGGAACCUCGCUCAAGGAGAAGCAUAAGAUUUUGCACAGACUCUUGCAGGACAGCAGCUCCCCCGUGGACUUGGCCAAGCUAACAGCAGAAGCCACGGGCAAAGAGCUGAGCCAGGAGGCCAACAGCACAGCUCCCGGCUCAGAAGUGACUGUUAAACAAGAGCCCGUGAGCCCCAAGAAGAAAGAGAAUGCACUACUUCGCUACCUGCUAGACAAAGAUGAUACUAAAGAUAUUGGUUUACCAGAAAUAACCCCCAAACUUGAGCGACUGGACAGUAAGACAGACCCUGCCAGCAACACAAAAUUAAUAGCUAUGAAAACUGAGAAGGAGGAGAUGAGCUUUGAGCCCAGUGAGCAGCCUGGCAGUGAGCUGGACAACUUGGAGGAGAUUUUGGAUGAUUUGCAGAAUAGUCAAUUACCACAGCUUUUCCCAGACACGAGGCCAGGCGCCCCUGCUGGAUCAGUUGACAAGCAAGCCAUCAUCAAUGACCUCAUGCAACUCACAGCCGAAAACAGUCCUGUCGCACCUGUUGGAGCCCAGAAAACAGCAUUGCGAAUUUCACAGAGCACUUUUAAUAACCCACGACCAGGGCAACUGGGCAGGUUAUUGCCAAACCAGAAUUUACCACUUGACAUCACAUUGCAAAGCCCAACUGGUGCUGGACCUUUCCCACCAAUCAGAAACAGUAGUCCCUACUCAGUGAUACCUCAGCCAGGAAUGAUGGGUAAUCAAGGGAUGAUAGGAAACCAAGGAAAUUUAGGGAACAGUAGUACAGGAAUGGUGGGUAGCAAUCCUCCCCGGCCCGCUAUGCCGUCUGGGGAAUGGGCACCACAGAGUUCUGCGGUGAGAGUCACCUGUGCUGCUACCACCAGUGCCAUGAACCGGCCAAUCCAAGGAGGGAUGAUUCGGAACCCAACAGCCAGCCUCCCCAUGAGACCCAACAGCCAGCCUGGCCCAAGACAGAUGCUUCAGUCUCAGGUCAUGAAUAUAGGGCCAUCUGAAUUAGAGAUGAACAUGGGGGGACCUCAGUACAGCCAACAACAAGCUCCUCCAAAUCAGACUGCCCCGUGGCCCGAAAGCAUCCUGCCUAUAGACCAGGCAUCCUUUGCCAGCCAAAACAGGCCGCAGUUCGGCAGCCCUCCAGAUGACUUGCUGUGUCCGCAUCCUGCGGCAGACUCUCCGAGUGAUGAAGGGGCUCUCCUGGACCAGCUCUAUCUGGCCCUGCGGAACUUCGAUGGCCUUGAGGAGAUUGACAGAGCGCUCGGGAUACCCGAACUGGUCAGCCAGAGCCAGGCAGUCGAUCCAGAGCAGUUCCCAAGUCAGGACUCGAACAUCAUGCUGGAGCAGAAGGCCGCCGUUUUCCCGCAGCAGUAUGCGUCUCAGGCACAGAUGGCCCAGGGGAGCUAUCCUGCCAUGCAAGACCCAAGCUUUCACAGCAUGGGCCAGCGGCCGAGCUACGCCACACUCCGCAUGCAGCCCAGACCGGGCCUCAGGCCCACCGGCCUGGUGCAGAACCAGCCAAACCAGCUGAGACUCCAGCUGCAACACCGUCUCCAGGCCCAGCAGAAUCGCCAGCCGCUUAUGAAUCAAAUCAGCAAUGUUUCCAACGUGAACUUGACUCUGAGGCCUGGAGUACCAACACAGGCACCGAUUAACGCACAGAUGCUGGCCCAAAGACAGAGGGAAAUCCUGAACCAGCAUCUUCGACAGAGACAGAUGCAUCAGCAACAGCAAGUUCAGCAGCGAACGUUGAUGAUGAGAGGACAAGGGUUGAAUAUGACCUCAAGCAUGGUGGCUCCUGGUGGCUUACCAGCAACUCUGAGCAACCCCCGGAUGCCCCAGGCAAACGCGCAGCAGUUUCCGUUCCCUCCGAACUACGGAAUAAGUCAGCAGCCUGAUCCAGGCUUUACCGGGGCAACGACGCCCCAGAGCCCUCUGAUGUCGCCUAGAAUGGCGCAUACCCAGAGCCCCAUGAUGCAGCAGUCUCAAGCAAAUCCAGCCUACCAGGCCUCCUCUGACAUGAACGGGUGGGCGCAGGGGAAUAUGGCUGGAAACAGCAUGUUUUCACAACAGUCCCCACCACACUUUGGGCAACAAGCAAACACCAGCAUGUACAAUAACAAUAUGAACAUCAGUGUAUCCAUGGCGACCAACACAGGUGGGAUGAGCAACAUGAACCAGAUGACAGGACAGAUCAGCAUGACCUCAGUGACCUCCGUGCCUACGUCAGGGCUGUCCUCCAUGGGUCCCGAGCAGGUUAAUGAUCCUGCUCUGAGGGGAGGCAACCUUUUCCCAAACCAGCUGCCUGGAAUGGAUAUGAUUAAGCAGGAGGGAGACACAUCACGGAAAUACUGCUGACCCUGAAGGUAGCUGGUUGCUUCUCUCUUCAGCUGACUGGGCUCACUUGCUCAAAACACGUACCAGCCUGGAGAGCUGUGUCUAUUUGUUUUGACCCAAUCGACCUGCCAGCCAGUUCUGCCAGAGCCAGGUCAGCAGAUGGGCCUGGGCCCCGGCUCCCAGGGUGGAGUCCACUUGGUUGUUGCCGGAGGAGCGGCCUCUUCUCUUGACAGUCUGAAGCUCACGUCCAGACAGUUGCUCAGUCUGUUCACUGCAUUCACCUUAGUGCAACUUAGAUCUCUCCUGCAAAGUAAAUGUCGACAGGCAAAUUUCAUACCCGUGUCAGAUUGAAUGUAUUUAAAUGUAUGUAUUUAAGGAAAACAACCCUGCUCUUGUUCUGUUCCUGUUUGGUUCCAGACACUGGUUUCUUGCUUUGUUUUCCCUGGCUUAUCAGUCUAGUGCAAAAGAUUAAGAUUUCAUCUCGGGGAAAGAAAAGAAUUACACAAACAAACAAA